CUUUUAUUGAGUAUGCUCCAUGUAGUGUCAAACAAACUGCCCUAAUUGAUCUGCUUUUGCGAUAACUUAUAUUGCAAUUUAAAUUAAUAUCUGUUGAUUUAGGUUUAAAGAGCCAAACUAAAGUUGAAGUAUGCCCACGUGUUACUGAUUAGCCCUGGACUACCCUGGUGACGACAAAGUGGUCCAUUUCAGUUCUUCGAGAAUAUGUUCAUGUUGUUUUCUGCAGCCUGUUUUCGUAGUUCAGGUGUCAGACUUUUGCGUGCUUAUGGUAACGCGAUGACUUCGGAUAUUUCAGACAAGGUAUUUUCUAUCACUGGUCUUUCAUGAUUACAUAAUGUUUUUGAAGAUUAGUUAUUCUUGGGUAUGUUUUACGGCGAGGUUAUUUUUGCAGAUGGUACAGAACGCCGAACGACUGCCGAUCGCUGAAUGUCACUCUAAAGUAGCUAAAUGUUGUAAAUUUAUAGAGUUGAGAAACGGAUUAUAUCAAAUUCCAGUCUGGGUGAUUGUGCCGAGUGAACUGAACCUGGCCUUGAUUCAUUCAGUUUCUUGUCAAAUAUCACUGACCUUCAGCAGGGCUGUCAAUUCCCACCCCCCACGACAACGUCAUCAAAUAUUGAGAAUUGAUAGGAAUGAUAGAUGACGUCAUAUUACACGACAAAUGACGUCAUUCGUGCCGACGGUUAUAGCACAUAAACAGUUCUUAUUUAGCCACAUUAUUGUUGAAAUUACAGAGGCAUACCAGAAUUUAUGAGGAAACAUUCCAUGUUUUCAGUAGCUCAAACAAUGCAAAAUAUUUGAAAUUUUAUGAUUGGAAAGUCGAGUCUACAAGGAAUAGCAACUUUCGCGAUUAUCUGGGAGAUAUCAGACUCUACUGCAGAGACUGGGGAAUACAGUCCAAAAUCUGGAGUCUCCCAGAUAUUUAUCUGGGAGAGUUGACAGCACUACCUUCCCAGGGGCAGAUCUAAGGGGAGGGUGCCGGGGGUGUGCACCCCCCCCCCCCCUCUGAGAUGACCUGCGGUUUUCUAAUACAACUGGUAUUCUGCAAAAAAAAAAAAAACUGUAUGGUUUGUUGGUGUUGAAGUAGAGCAAGAGACGAGUGCACCCCCUCCUAAAAAAAAUCCUGGAUCCUCCCCUGCUUCUGGUCAGCCAUUCAGCAUUCCAAACUGACUCCUGCCGGCAACAUUGACCCUUCUGCUCUGACCCCUGCCAUCAAUUCACCAUUUUCACAUUGCCCAUAAAAUGCCCUGUUUACCUACAAAGUUUUGCAGGAGAAAUUGAACACAAAGCUUAUGCAAAUUUUUGGGGGUUAACAAGUUGUAUUAUGGGCAAAUGGGAAAAUGAUGAACUUUCCCAACAGUGCCCCUACCUCCCCCUCCCCACCUGAAACCAAAAAACUUAUGCCUUUCAGAUUUCAGAGAACAAAAUGUUUGGAACAUGGCAAUCUUAAGCUACACUGUUUGUAUGUUUUUACUGUCAAUUUAUUUUAAAAUUCUGAACAACAAUCAGUAUUUAAAAUCAUUAAUGAGCGCAUCAACAAAGUGCAUAGCCUGGGACCAGGCUCCGCAGUUGGGGAAAAGGCAAAAAAAAUAUGCGAAGCAAGCUGAGCGGUAGUUUCCCCCUCACCAGUCCACCGCUGCAACCCACCCAAUGUCAUACCCUGAAGUUGCUGUUUUUUAAUUGUCUUUUAGCCAGCUCUACAUGAAGCAGUUGGUAAGAUCUCUUGGUUGUUAGGGAAGUGGAAAGGAGAAGGGUGUGGUGUUUAUCCAACCAUCUCGCCAUUCAUGUAUGGUGAAGAAAUUGUUUUCAACCAUGUAGGACAGCCCAUGCUUUCUUACAAGUAAGUGAGAGGUUAUUUGCAUUAUUAAGGCAUUAUACUUGUGAUCGUGUGAUCAAGACACCAAGAAUCUCUAUAAAAUGCACACAUUAAGUUGGUCCAUGCUCUCCUUCCACCUUUUUUUCACUCUCCAUCAGGUGGACACCUCUCUAAGACAAACAACGUUUGUUGAUCCUAGGUAGGGUUGUCCAUCCUAGCAAUAAAAUGCUCAUAUUUUUUAUUUCAUCAUCAUUUCAUUUAUUUAUUAAUUUCAGCUCAAGAACGUGGCAUGCAGAAAAUGGAAAACCUAUGCAUCAUGAAACUGGGUGGCUAAGAAUUAAACCAGGAACAUCCACACUGGCUUUUAUAAUUGCACAGAAUACAGGUAUUUAAUGGCAGCUCACUAACCUGUAUUUUUCAAAAAAAUUUUUUAUGUUACUAUAAUUUAUUGUUACUGUACAUUUCAACAGGUGUCACUGAAAUUGAGGAGGGUGAGGUUGAAGGACACAAGAUUCGUCUUCUUUCUCACACAGUUGGAAGAAUGAGCUUUGGUGCAGAGCCAAAAGUCCUCAAGGUACAGUAUAAGAAGCACUGUACUUGUUACUACAUUGCGAGAUUUCAAAUUCAGUUUAAAUUGGAAUAACAGAUUACUAGAAAGUUCUGUGGGCAAAUUCUCCUUUGCUUCACAAGCAAACACAAGGCAGGUUUAAAGGAGAAUCAGACAGUUAGUCAGAUUAGUGGCAUGUUUCCAGGCACCCCUUCAUAUUGAAAGUUGUUGUAUUUAGUAUACCUGCAUGCCUGUAGUUUAGAGGAGUUUUAAAACAUAGGGUUGCUAAGAUUCUUCUUGAAUUUUUGAUUUUUUUUGUGAUCCUCUUUGCUAAAAUCAAACACAGAUUGAGAGGAUUUACACUCUAAAGGAUGCCAACACAUUAGAGCUGGAGUGUUUUAUGGAAACUACCAACACGGAACAUCAGAAGCAUCUGCAUAUCACGUAUGAGAAAGUCAGUGAAUAACAUCCAACAACGUGCAUGAAUUUCAAGUGAGAGAACUCAUUAAUUAAUUUUAUUCAGUGUAGUUUAAUAGAUUAUGACAUCAGCCAUGAGCUGUAUAAAUACGGGUUAUAUUCUCUAAGCAUAAACCACCUUUUUAUAGUAGGUGAUCAAUUAAGUUAGAACCUUGUUUUCUAUGUCUUACUCCAUGGGAUGGAAUUAAGUGAGAGAGGGCCUGAGACCAUGGCUGUAUGAACUGCAAGCUCUGAGUCGCUUAUAGUUAACUCUUUGAUAGUUUCAUUUUCAAAGUAAAUCUCUUGCUGUUAGUUUUAUUUAAUUUUUAUUUGCCAAGUUUUAUAAGGGCAUUUCAGUUUGUUUUCUGCAGGCAUGGUGAGCACCAAACAAAACAUCCCUUAGGCAGCUUCUUACACUGUCUGACAUACUAUCGACAGAAUUAACAAAAAUAGUAAUAAUAACAGUAGUGUAAAAUUUAAUGUAGGGGGAGUAACAUUAGAUUUCAGCAUUAUAGGGAGUGUACAUAAAAUGAUGGUGAAUAUAGUUGCGGAAGAUAAAAAUUAAUAUUGUAAUACAUUUAAAAAAGUGGUAACAUACAGUUGGAGCAUGUUUUAAUUUUUCCUUUCAAGAACAAAACAAGAGUGACUAGACUAUUAAAUACGAGUUGAUUUGGUUUUGAACAAAUUGUUGGGUGAUAAGGGAGAAAUCACAGAGAUUUCAAAGUGCGGUAAAGAGAUAACUAUAAGGAUGAUUGUUUAUCGUGGCUUAAAAGUCGCAUGAUUAACAAUAACAUUAUAUGAAGAGAUCCAGUGGCACAGAAGUAAGAGGUUAUUUGUAUAGGUAAUAGCAUGAUUUGUAGUGAUAUUUGGCAUAAAUACCACGAGUCAUAUUUCAAAAUUGUUAAACAUAAUUUCACGAGCCAUUAGGCGAGUGAAAUUUGAGACAAUUUUGAAAUAUCACAAAUGGUAUGUAUGUCAAAUAUCACAUACAAAUCAUGCUAUUAUUUGUUUAUACUACUAACCACAAAAGGUUUGUAAUUUUCACAUGUAGGUAUUUCAAAUUAAGCUGAAAUACCACUGCUCUAAGCCAAUCAAAUUGCAGAAAUUUCUCAUGUAGUAGUAUAAAG
Porites lobata is the source of this 3943-nucleotide messenger RNA. NCBI's taxonomy places the organism in Eukaryota, Metazoa, Cnidaria, Anthozoa, Scleractinia, Poritidae. The record is from the annotation of a GenBank genome assembly.